Molecule: messenger RNA, 1056 nt
Organism: Naegleria lovaniensis
Lineage: Eukaryota; Heterolobosea; Eutetramitea; Acrasida; Naegleriidae
Exons: 2
Coding region: 1-1056 (351 amino acids)
Cellular component (GO): membrane
Molecular function (GO): transmembrane transporter activity
Source: RefSeq, a predicted model, not a curated record
AUGGAGGAGGUUCAUCAACAAGAAGAUAAUAAUGGCCCAGGUCAUAAAGAAGAGUUAGCCAUCCAUUCAGAGUCAAUUGAAAUGCCUGAAGUUCAAGAUUCGUUGAAAGUGGACAUCGCCAAAGCAGAAGAAAUCGAGAAAAGAAAAGAAGUAUCAUUUCUAAAUUGGGAUUGUUUCAAAUCCAACGUACUUGCUCAUCUCUUGAUCUGGUGUAACUUGGCUUUGUUUUCAGUCUUCUUGAUUGUAAUACCCUACUCGAUGAAAAUUUGGCAUCCUCUAAUAUUUGCCUUUGUUCGAUGUUGUAUUAUUGUGCUAUCCUUACUCCCAUUAAUGCUACUCGUGGAUCGACACUUUACGUUCAGAAGUGAACAGUACAUCAUGAAACGAGCUCGAAGAUUCAGAAUCAAGCACAAGAAUAUUCAUGCAAGUCGCUAUUGGGGAUGGAUUUAUAGUGUCUUUUAUGAUGACAAGUCUGUAUUCGUUUCUUAUAUCUUAAGAAGAAUACCCAAUGCAAAGAAGGCAAAACAGUUGGCUGUGAGUGGAACUUUGGUGGUUCUGAAUCAAGUCUUGUUUGUUGCUGGACUCUAUUUAACCAAUUCCACCAUCACAGGUGUUAUUCAACCGGUGGUACCAGUCAUUGUUUGUUCCUUAUCCAUGAUGAUGGGAAAAGAAACCAAGUCUAUAUUCAAAUUUAUUGGAGUUCUUAUUGCAGUAGGUGGAGCAAUGCCCAUGCUGAUCGUUUCUGCUUUAAGCGUGAGUGAAUCCACCACAACACAACAAGAACCAGACACCUAUUCCAAUUCAUCUCCACAUGAAAGGCUACCUUAUUACUACUACAUCCUUUUAAAAGACACAACCAAAGGAAUUAAUUUUUCGUUUGUAUUAGGCCUCGUGAGUUUGUUUUUCAAUACUUUAAUUUAUGCAAUUUAUUUAGUUUAUCAGAGAGGACUGCUGGUUGCUGGAACUCCACCGACGACGGCGACGUUUUGGUCCUUCUUCUUUGGAUUAGUCACAUCAUUCCUUUGUGCCUCGUAUGCUUUCCUUCGUUUUCAUUAA